Diaporthe amygdali is the source of this 957-nucleotide messenger RNA. RefSeq names its product ryl-alcohol dehydrogenase. The transcript has 4 exons. Bases 1 to 957 code for a protein of 318 amino acids. NCBI's taxonomy places the organism in Eukaryota, Fungi, Ascomycota, Sordariomycetes, Diaporthales, Diaporthaceae. The record is from RefSeq and is a predicted model, not a curated record.
AUGGAAUACGCAAGUGAAUGGGAAGGAUCGCCAUGGGUGCUGGAUGAAGAGCAGAGUCUGAAGGUCAUUAAAGCGGCCUGGGACGGCGGUAUCAAUACAUGGGACACCGCGGAUACCUACUCCAACGGUAAAUCAGAGAUCGUACUGGGAAAAGCGUUGAAGAAGUUCAACAUCCCAAGGAGCAAAGUAGUCAUCAUGACAAAAAUAUUCAACCCCGUCAUGGAUGGUAACUCACGACCAGCUUCGAUUAAUGACGGCCCUUUGGUGAAUCAAAUGGGCUUGAGCCGGAAACACGUCUUUGAGGCUGUUGAUCGAUGCUUAGAGCGGCUUGGCACAGACUAUAUCGACGUGCUUCAGAUCCAUAGACUCGAUCGUGAGACAGAACCCGAAGAGAUCAUGAGAGCUCUGCAUGAGGUUGUCACCAGCGGAAAAGUUCGUUACAUUGGAGCUUCCAGCAUGUACACAUGGGAGUUUGCCCGCCUGCAGUACACCGCGAAGCUCCACGACUGGACUGAGUUCAUCAGCAUGCAGCCUUUCUACAACCUGCUCUAUAGGGAAGAAGAGCGGGAGAUGCUUCCUUUCUGCCGCGCCACUGGCGUCGGUGUUAUCCCAUGGAGCCCCUUGGCUAGGGGCAUGUUGGCCAAACCAGUCAGUAAGGAUGGGGACGAUGCGCAGAAGUCAGUAAGAAGCAACACGGACUCCAAAACACAGAAGUGGUUCGCAGGUGCAAACCUGGACAUCGUGGAUGCGGUGGAAGCGGUGGCGAAGAAGAAAGGUGUUACCAUGCCUUUGGUUGCUACGGCGUGGGUUUUGCACAAAGGAUGCUCGCCGAUUGUUGGCCUGAGCAGCGAGAAGAGAGUGAAGGAGGCUAUUGAUGCCCUGAAAGUGAAGCUUACGGAUGAGGAGAUACAAUCUUUAGAAGCCGGCUAUAGGCCUCGCAAUAUUGAAGGGAUGUAG